ACCUCCCAAAAAAGCCCCCACUCUUCUUUUGAUGAAGUACUAUUUCGUCUUCUUCCUCCUCCAGUAGGACUGUUGUAUUGUAUAUUACUGUAGUUUUUUUCAUUGUUUUUAUGGGAUAGCUGUGAGCUUUGUUUGGUUGUUCCAUAAUGCGACCAAUUCUUGAACAGGAUUUUUACACCAUGCUUUGCUACUACUAGUCAAUGUCUUUUUCCCAAUUUGAGCAAUACUGUUUCACAGUUCAACUCCCUACUCUGUCACUUUCUCAACUCAGAAAGGACUCUCUUAUUUGUGUCAAAAUUGAAAAUGAUUCAUGUAGGCAGAUUCUUCACCAACCAAGCUAUAAAUACCACAGAUUCCACCGAAGUCUAGCCCCCCCAUAUCAGUAAAUCUCCCCCUCCAAAGCUCACUUCUAUGGAUCUCACAAGCCCUAAGUACUUUGAAGCUCCUUCCUUUUUGGCUCCCCAUGGGGAGCCACCAUUGGAAGGAAACCCUAGCUUCUACAAGAAAACCAUGGAGAACCCAUUUGUAGAGACCUUCCCUGACCCACUUUGCAAGCUCAGUCUCAAGGAGACAUCUGAGUUUGUGAAGUCAUUUCCAAUGGCAAAUCACAUCACAGAGAGCAGAGGAGGAGGUUAUCUUGAUGUUUCAGCUCAGAGGAGGAGAGAAGGAGUGAGUUCAGUCACAAAAAGGAACAUAGUAGAAGCUCCUUCCACACCUGGUAGGCCCAUUUUCAGCUUCAGUGCUGGCAAUUUCUCAAGAAAAAACUUUCCUUCAAAGUGGGAUGAUGCAGGAAAGUGGCUCAACAGUAGUAGCUCUUGCCAUGACUCCCCUGCUCAUCAUCAUCAACAACAUGGCUUGAAAUCAUCUGAACCCUUGAAAGUUUCCAAACAAUGUGAGGUCUUUGCAGAGAAAUCCAGGGUUACAGAGGAAAAAGUCUCAACCAUUCAUGGGUCUGUAGCUUCUUUGGAACAUCAGAUCUCAGCCAGAGUUUUCAAUGGGGUCUCAGCUUCUUCAGAUGUACUUCUAAAAGAUAAGUUCACAAAUGAGGUAGAAGUAGAACCUAUUUUCCCCAAAUACAGAUGCCUGAAGCCAAUGCAAGAAGGGUUUUUGUUUGGAAACUUGGUUGACAAUUCCAUGAAAGAUGCAUCGACUGAGGCGGUUCAUGAGGUUAAACAUAGAGAUGUCGGGACCGAGAUGACUCCGCUUGGGAGUUCGACAACUUCAAGAUGUCACACACCGUUCAAGAGCUCAUCCCCUGCUCGACACAACACGCCUGCAAAUAGGUCAGGCCCGUUGGCCUUAGUGAGCUCCAAUAGUGCAAACACCGCCAACAUCGACAUUUCCCAACUGCAAGAUUGCCAUUUAGCUAAAUUACAAAUUGGGACUCAAUUUGAUUCCAUUGUUUCGACUUGGAGCUCAAGGGAAGAGGAGGAAGAGGACAUAUCAAAGAGCUUGAGGCACUUUGAGAUUGGGAAUGAGUGCAGGAGAAGUGUUUCGGAGUCAAGACCUUGUACAUGGGAAGAAGAGGAAAAGAACAAGUUUUGCCUCCGGUACCAGAGAGAGGAAGCGAAAAUUCAAGCUUGGGUGAACCUCCAAAGUGCUAAAGCAGAAGCUCAGUCAAGAAAGCUUGAGGUGAAAAUCCAAAGGAUGAAAUCGGAUUUGGAAGAGAAGUUGAUGAAGAGGAUGGCAGUUGUUCAUAGAAGAGCGGAGGAAUGGAGAGCGACGGCCCAAAUGCAACAUGCGGAGCAAAUUCAGAGGGCAAUGAAACAAGCGCAGAAGAUGGUGAACCGGCAGAAUUCACAUUUCUCAGGCCACCAGAGUUCUUGCGGUUGCUUCCCUUGUAAUAAUCAUCUUUGAACAAUAGAAGAAAGUUCAAAAGCCAAUUGGAGAAGAAGACAUAUCCAUGAGAGGAAAGUUAUAGAAAAACAAUCUGCAUUGUGUACCACAUGUUCUUAUGAAAAUAUCCAGAGUUCCAUUUCCCCAAAGCUCUGUUUUGAUUUUAGAUUUGUAGAGCAAAAGAAAAGAAAAGACCCAAAAAAAAAACAAAAAAAAGGCUUCUACUUUAUUA
Molecule: messenger RNA, 2068 nt
Organism: Camellia sinensis
Lineage: Eukaryota; Viridiplantae; Streptophyta; Magnoliopsida; Ericales; Theaceae
Product: Remorin family protein
Source: RefSeq, a predicted model, not a curated record